AUGCCGAGAGAUCAUGAUCCCAUCACUCCGCAGGAAGGACUAGACAUUGUCGAAUUUGACGUCCCCGUGAGAGACGACACUCCCAUCACGCUCCGCACGUACAGACGAACCGCCAAUCGCGACGAUGCCCUCCCUCUGCUGGUGUACAUGCACGGCGGCGGCUACGUUUUUGGCGGCCUUGAGACGGAUGAUUCAACUUGUCGAGCAAUUGCCCUAGAGUUAGGCAUCGUUGUUGUCAAUGUCAAGUAUCGACUCGCUCCCGAGCACAAGUUCCCCAUCGGCUUUGAAGACUCCUUUGACAUUGUCCGCUGGGUAAAAGGUCAAAGCAAACUCAACACCGAUCUCGCCAAGGGCUUCAUCCUGGGUGGAACGUCAGCCGGUGCCAACUUUACCGCCGGCAUCUCGCACUUGGCCCGCGACGAAGGUCUCUCGCCAAAGAUCACGGGUGUUGUCUUUCUUGCUGGUAGUUUCUGCCAUCCUGAUGUGCGACCAAAGAAGUACCUAGACCGCAUCCUGAGCGUCGACGAGAUCAACGACGCGCCUGGCCUAACCAGGAAGUCAAUCGACUACUUUUCAGAAAAGUACGGUGCUCCGCCAGAAGACAAGCGUCUCUCGCCUCUGUUGUUCGACUCACACGCAGAUAUUGCCAAGAAGGCCUACUUUGCCAUCUGCGGAUGGGAUCCUCGACGAGAUGAAGCGCUACUUCUGGAUCAGAUUCUCCAGGAAGAAGGAUUAUCCACCAAGAAGCACGUCUAUCAAGGACUGCCUCAUGGUUUCUGGACCACCUGUCCUGAUCUAUCUGUGUCCAAGAAAUGGUUGGAGGAUUUGCUUGAGUGGCUGCGCUGGAUGAUCAAGUAA
This is a messenger RNA of Fusarium vanettenii 77-13-4, 858 nucleotides long. RefSeq lists its product as uncharacterized. The record is from RefSeq and is a predicted model, not a curated record. Gene Ontology annotation, molecular function: hydrolase activity. The transcript has 3 exons. Lineage: Eukaryota; Fungi; Ascomycota; Sordariomycetes; Hypocreales; Nectriaceae. Bases 1 to 858 code for a protein of 285 amino acids.